Molecule: messenger RNA, 159 nt
Organism: Suillus fuscotomentosus
Lineage: Eukaryota; Fungi; Basidiomycota; Agaricomycetes; Boletales; Suillaceae
Exons: 1
Source: RefSeq, a predicted model, not a curated record
CAGAUACUGUGUAUAACCUGUGAUAAUGCGUCUUCGAAUGACACCAUGAUUGAGGCGCACAGUGAUUUGAUUCCCUCGUUCCCUGGAGAUCCCAACCGUGCACGGUGCUUCAACCAUGUGAUCGCCCUCAUAGCAAAAAGUUCGAUAUGUCAAUUUGAU